Uloborus diversus is the source of this 2831-nucleotide messenger RNA. RefSeq names its product rab GTPase-binding effector protein 1-like. Gene Ontology annotation, cellular component: intracellular membrane-bounded organelle. Gene Ontology annotation, biological process: endocytosis. Lineage: Eukaryota; Metazoa; Arthropoda; Arachnida; Araneae; Uloboridae. Gene Ontology annotation, molecular function: metal ion binding; GTPase activator activity; growth factor activity. The record is from RefSeq and is a predicted model, not a curated record.
CGAAUGUGUAAAUAAUUCUACACAAAAGCGUUACGAUAAUGAUGGAAACUCCAGAAUCGAUUACGAGAGUAUACGAAAACGCCGAUCAUAUUUUGCAAGUGAAUGAACUUUCUGGAGAGGAAACUGAAGAAAUAAAGCGACUGAAUGCGGAACUGAGAAGGCUUCAAACGGAAUUAGAUGAAUAUCGUUCAUUAGUCACAGUUGCCGAAUGUGAGAAAGAAAAUGUUUAUGAAACGGAACAAAGAAAACAUGAAGAAGAACGUGCUUCAUUUGAAAGGAUAAUGCAAGAAGCAGUCCAAGAAGCUGUGAGGAGUACAUCUAGUCAAUUUGAGAAAAAGCUUAGCCAAAUUCAAAAAGUGAAUGAAAAAUUGGAAGCGGAAUUGCAAGAACUAAAGAAUCGUGAAAAGGUUGAUUUAUCUCGAGAAGGUGUUUUAGCAACAGUAACUAAGUCUUUAAAGAGAGUUGGAAAUUUAGGUGCUCCUCUUCCUUUUACUUCAAGUACGGGUGAAUCUAAGGAAAAUUUAGAAGAAAGUAUGAGAAAGGCUCAGGAAGAAACGGAAAUGUUACGAAGCUUAGUUGUCCCUCUGGAGGAAGAGAUCAAGGCAUUGAAGGACAAAUUGCGCACAACAGAUGAGCAAUUGAGGUUAUAUGAAACAGCUUUUGCGGAUUUAGUAAAAGGUUUAGGAUCUGAUUCCUUAGCCGAGAUGAUAAAAGGAAAAGGACCGGCAGAAGUGGUUGAGCACUUGGAUGAAAAACUUACUACACUAAGUCAAGUACUUCAGGCUGAAAAAGCUUCUAGAAGUGAUUUAGAAAUGUAUGUUGCUGUGUUAAAUACUCAAAAAGCUGUGAUGCAUGAAGAUAUGGACAAGAUAAAGUUGGAAUUUCAGGAAAUUUGUCAGUUGCUUGAAAAAGAAAAGAAGGAACAUGCUCAGCUGAAAAGAACAUGGCAGAUGGCAAAUGAUCAGUUUUUAGAAGCACAGCGACUGCAAAUCAUGGACAUGAGAAGAAUGCAAAGUGUUUUAACAUCAGAACAACAGAGACAGAUUGCUGAGAUUAAGAAGAAAGAUGAACAAAAAUUAGAGCUUGAAAGGCAAGUCAAAAGAUCUGAAAAGAAGGAAAUUGAAGAAACUAAAGUGAGUGAAGGUAAACGAAGACUACCUCCCUUUUCAAGGCCAUCUUCAGCUAAGCUCAUUAAAAGUUCACCUGUGUCCAAUCAUAAGCUUCUCUCAAGCAGUAGCAAGUUGAGUGAUGAAUUGGAUGUCCCUAUUAAUGUUUCUGCUAGAGCUAGAAGCAUACCAGCAAAUCUGAAUCUGGCAAAUAAUGAUGCAUUUAAUGAGAAACGAUCAUUGUCUAGUUCUGCUCUGAAUGGAAUGGCAAAAAGUUCAGGUCAAACUUCUCCUUUGCUUCCCAUCAACUCUCCACCUGUCAAAGAAGCACAAAUGACCCCAUCCACGCCAAAAAAAUUACAUAGUCUCACACAAGAUCAACUCAAAGCACUUUCUGAUUUGACCCCUGAACUGGAAGUAAGAAAGUCACUUUUAGAUAAUGCUCGUGCAGAAGAAGAAAGUUUUUCCUUAGUUGGUAAAAGAUUAGUUAGUGAAAAUGAGUGGCAGCUACUGGAAGAAGAGUUGCGACGAGCUCGUGAGAAGCUAGGUCAGCCGUGUGAAAUGUGUUGCAAUUAUGAGCUACAACUACAACAGGUGCAAAGAAUGGAAGUGGAGCAAAGACUUAAAGCUUCUGCUACCGAACAAACUUUAGAAGAAUAUAAGAAGGAUUUGCACAAAGAGCAAGAAUAUCGGCAAGAAAUGGAAGAAAAGUUCAAUGAAAUUGCUAAAGAAUGUGAGCAAAAGGUUAGUGAGUUAUUUAAAGUGCAGGAAGAUUUAGAGAAAACUUUCGGCCAUCUGAAGAGCAACCAAGAGAAUUGUCGUAUGGAAUUAAAUGAAUUUCAGGCACAAGUUACUUCUGAAAGAGAUUCUUUAAAGCAUGAGUUGGAGAAAUUGCAGCAAGAAAAUAGUCUUUUGUUAGGAAAACAUAUAGCUCAAGCUCAACAAAUGCAAAAUGAAAUUAUUAAUUUACCAAGCUCUGCACAGGAAUUAGAAUUUUAUUGCCUUCAAAAGUUAGAAGAUCUUAUUACUAUAAAAGCAGCUAAGGAAGAUUUAGAAGAGUCCUUAAAAAGUGAGAUUCAAAUGUUAAGGAAUCAGUUGACUUCUGAACAAACGGCCAAGGAAAAGUUAGAAGAAACUUUUACUCAAGAAUUAGAUAGUCUUAGGUGUCAAAUUGAAAUUUUAGAAACUGUGAAACAAGAGCUUGAAGUACAGCGAAUGCAAAAUAGUGAAAGAGAACAACGGCUGCUAUCUUUAAAAGAUAUAUUGAGAGAAAAGGAAGAAAAAAUUUCUGAACUUCAAUCUCAGUUAGAAAGUCUAAUGACUGCAAAGCAAAAAUUAGAUGAGGAGGUACAUGAGUUGAAAUCCAAAGUUCAGGGCCUUCAGUCUGAUUUAGACAACAGCGAAGCAGUUCAGAGAGACUUUGUAAAGCUGUCUCAGUCUCUUCAGAUGGAACUAGAGAAACUUCGUUCAUCUGAAAUUGAGGUGCGGUGGCAGCAUGAAGAAGAUGUCUCAAAGUGCAAUUCUUGUGGAAAACAGUUCCAAAGCCGUAAAGAAAAGAACCAUUGUAAGCACUGUGGGAAGAUAUUUUGCCUUGACUGUUCUUCUAAAACUGUAAAUAGUGGACCUAAACAAAGGCCUUUUAAAGUCUGCAAUGUGUGCCAUACACUGCUAGAUGAAAAAACUGCACCAUAUUUUAGCAGUGAACCUCCACAAACUCCUAGUUAA